Messenger RNA from Sipha flava (yellow sugarcane aphid), 1944 nucleotides. RefSeq names its product protein pellino (gene Pli). The transcript is spliced from 10 exons. Lineage: Eukaryota; Metazoa; Arthropoda; Insecta; Hemiptera; Aphididae. Gene Ontology annotation, molecular function: protein binding; ubiquitin protein ligase activity. The coding region runs from base 107 to 1420 and encodes 437 amino acids. Gene Ontology annotation, biological process: protein polyubiquitination; regulation of Toll signaling pathway. The record is from RefSeq and is a predicted model, not a curated record.
ACCGGGACCUGAACAGUGUAGCCCUCGGGCUCGGCCAAAACCACUCUCGUCUUGGAGUCAAGGGUUUUUUCCCCUCCGAUGUUGCUGGACGACAAAGCCGUGCAAGAUGGUUAAAAGAAAUGAUCCAAAUGAAACAAAAAAAAGUAGCUCAAAACAUGAAAACGCUGUUAAAUAUGGCGAAUUGAUCAUACUUGGAUACAAUGGCCAGUUGACAGCUGGUGAUAAACGUAGACGACGAAGUAAAUUUGUUUUAUGGAAGCGAGAUGUGCCUAAUGGUAUUAAACGAUCUAAUCAUUAUGUGGUGCCCAGUCCACAGAGUUCACAUGCCGUACUUGACAAAACUCAGCAUUCCAUUUCAUAUACAUUGUCUAGAACUGAAGCGGUGAUAGUAGAAUAUGUUAACGAUGAAAACACUGAUAUGUUUCAAGUUGGCCGUUCCUCUGACACACCAAUUGACUUUGUUGUUAUGGACACCAAUGCUGAAAAAAAUGCAGCCGCUAUUAAUAACCAACCAAUUAUAGAGAAUAAAAAAACUGCUGCAGCAAGUACGAUAUCAAGAUUUGCUUGUCGUAUAAUAUGUGACAGGAACAAUACAAGUAUAGCUCGUUUAUACGCUGCAGGGUUUGAUUCAUCAAGAAAUAUAUUUUUAGGGGAAAAAGCAACCAAAUGGAAAGAUGGUGAAGAAAUUGAUGCACUUACUACAAAUGGAGUUUUAGUAAUGCAUCCAAGUGGAAAGUUUCACAAGGGAAACACGGAACCAGGUAUUUGGUUAGAAGUAUCGGUUUGUGGGAAACUUUUCUCAUUACGAGGUUCAAGAUCAGCACAACUUAAAGGCGACAUGGUUAAAGAUUCUGAUAAUAUUUUAACUGAUGGAACUUUAAUAGAUUUAUGCGGUGCAACUCUACUUUGGAGGUCGGCUGAAGGACUUAGUUUGUCUCCCAGUAGGGAAUACUUGAAGAAGCUGAUUGAAAGAACAAACCGUGAACGGCCUACGUGUCCUGUUGGACUUUAUACAUUAGUAUUUCCUCAUCAUUCAGAAGAAACUGCUACAGUAGCAUCUUCAGAGCUUGUUGAUGUUAAGCAACAACCAUAUGCAUACUUAUCAUGUGGUCAUGUUCAGGGUCGUCAUGAAUGGGGUCUAAAUAAGGACUCAAACAAUAGAACAUGCCCAAUGUGUUUAAAAGUUGGUGGUAUUGCUAAAUUAAGUAUGGGUAUAGAGGCUUCAUUUUAUGUUCAAGACAAGGAGAAACCUGAUUUAUAUGCUUUUAAUCCAUGUGGCCAUGUUGCUACAGAAAAGACAGUGAAAUUUUGGUCUAAUGUAGGAAUUCCAUAUGGAACUAAUGGAUUUGAAGCAUUUUGUCCGUUUUGUGCUACAUUACUUGAAGGAUACCCUGGUUAUGUUAAGUUAAUUUUUAAUUAGUUUUAUGAUUAUACUUAAUAUAAUACACACUUUUAAUUGUUAAUAUUGAUUUAUCCUUGUCAUCAUUUAGUGUGUGAUAAUAUUAGUUUUCUGUCUUUUAUGUGAAUUUUUGAAUUUUUGUAAGUAUUUUUUGAAUUAUAAUUAAUUUUUUGAUCUGUAUAUUUUUGAAAUUAUAGUGAUAAUUAAAUUGUAUAGGCUCAAAAUAGGCAAUAUUGAACUGUUAAAAUGUUUAAUUACUUUUUGCUUUCAGUGUAGUAUUGUUAUACUAUUUUAUGAUGUGAUCACUUAUUGUCGUAAUAUCUACAAUCACUUGCAAAUAUGUCAAAUUUACGAGGUAAUUUAAUAGUGACAAUCUGUUGAUACAUUGUUUUCUUACAAAUCUCAAUCUAUGCAUUAAAUAUUUAAUUUAAUAUCUUUACAGUGUAUCUUUUAAAGAUCUUACUACAUAAUUUUAGUUUAAAUGUAUUGUUAUAUAGUAUUACUGUCAUUAGGGUUGCCAUUAGUGUGAUUAUUCAUAUGAAGAU